AUUUAAAGCGCGCGGGGGAAAGCUCAUUAGAACAUUACACUGAGACUGACUUAACGUUGGAUUACCCGGACUCGCCCUGCCCGAGGCAUCAACAACCGGACAGCUCAUCUGAUUCGGUCCGUCGAGAACGCUUCACUCCACCGGACAACCUGCAGCUCCUCACAUCUGCAGUAGCAACAUUUUGGGGAUUCCCAAAUAUUGACCAUAUCAAAUUAAUAUUCCUACUGGAUUUCGAAUCAACAAUUUAUAGUUUCUAUAAAGUUUUCAAAAUUUGAUCAACAUGCUUGGAAACAUGCGUCGGCACAGUCUACGUUUGCAGCACGAGCUUCACCGGUGGAGCAUCUGCGACACCGGCAGCCACCUGCUGUCUGACAGCAUGACGCGGGUCCCGUCCUGCAUCUCGCGCUCCAAGUCAUACAUGAGCUCUGCUGGGGAGUCGAACGGAAGCCGCGAGAGCUGGUCGUCUAACGAGUCUGUGGUCUCUACCGAUUCGGUGUGUGAUGUCGAGAGCAGCAAGGGCCAGUUCCGCGUGGUGCUUCUAGGAGCCAACGGAGUCGGGAAAACUGCUCUCGCCAGCAUUUUCGCGGGCGCAGCGGACAGCAUGGAUAGCGAUGACUGCGAACUGUACGCAGACAAAGUGUGUGAGCAGGUUCUUACCGUGGAUGGAGAGACUGUAACGUUCACUCUGGUGGAUACAUGGGAUGGAGAAGAUGAAGGUGGCUGGGCUCAGGAACAGUGUAUGCUGACAGGUGACGCCUUCCUCCUGGUCUACUCUAUAACUGACCGGGCCUCCUUCCUGCGAGCCUCAGAGCUGCGUAUAUCCCUCCGCUGUCUGCGCCCAGCGCACCACACACCAAUCAUCCUGGUGGGGAACAAAUGUGACCUGGUCCGCAGCAGAGAGGUGUCUGUCAGUGAGGGCCGUGCGUGUGCUGCUGUUUUUGACUGCAAGUUCAUCGAGACUUCGGCUGCCAUGGAGCACAACGUGUGGGACGCCUUCCAUGGCAUCGUCAGGCAGCUGCGUCUCCGCCGCGACACCAAGGAGGCCAACGAGCGCCGCAGACACACUCACAUUCACACUCACACACACGCACAGCACCAGAGCAUGCCCAGGAAGGCCAAGCGCUUCCUGGACAAGAUGGUGGCCAAAAACAACUCCAACGUGGCGUUCCGGCUCAAGUCUAAAUCCUGCCACGAUCUCUCUGUGCUCUAGGACCCAGAAGACACCUGUACCCUGGUCCAUGCCCGCCUCUACACCACAGUCUACAUUAGACUGAUCCGUCUGAACUCAACUGUUAUCCCAGUCGCCAGCCUCUGUGAUGGACUGGAAAAUCAGCCAAUGGACGUAUUCGCCUUGUCUGACAGACAGAUCUGUGGAGAGUAAUGACGCUUUGAAAGUUUGAGAGACAAACUAACGAGAGACUCUGAAAGAGAGAGCAGUUUAGAGGAGCAAGAUGAUGUCAGAUGUUUGAGAAAGACAGCAAUCCCCUCCCGCUCUCUCCUUCCUGCCUUUUGUCUCUCCUCUUUCUCAUCCUUCGUUUGUGCGCCCUACCAAGUGCCAAGGUUACCCCAGCAACAGUAAGCCUACACCAAUGAAACGUUGUUACUGUUAUUUUCUAAUCAGCGUCUGUAUUGAGCUGGUCAACACUGUGUUGUCUGAUUUGUGAGCACUGUCUAUUGAAUUAGUGAAUAAAAAACAUUCCUAA
Molecule: messenger RNA, 1703 nt
Organism: Osmerus eperlanus (European smelt)
Lineage: Eukaryota; Metazoa; Chordata; Actinopteri; Osmeriformes; Osmeridae
Gene: gem
Product: GTP binding protein overexpressed in skeletal muscle
Exons: 4
Coding region: 281-1210 (309 amino acids)
Biological process (GO): negative regulation of high voltage-gated calcium channel activity
Cellular component (GO): plasma membrane
Molecular function (GO): GTP binding; calcium channel regulator activity; GTPase activity
Source: RefSeq, a predicted model, not a curated record